Molecule: messenger RNA, 1494 nt
Organism: Peniophora sp. CBMAI 1063
Lineage: Eukaryota; Fungi; Basidiomycota; Agaricomycetes; Russulales; Peniophoraceae
Source: the annotation of a GenBank genome assembly
AUGGGUGCCCCGCCAUCAACCUCUGCUUCUGCCGCCCGCCCCUCGUCGUCCCACUAUAUCGAGAGCAAUCACAAGUACUACGAUGCUAUGCCUCGAAAGCACUACCGCGAUGUCGUACACGAUGCCUACACUCGCCUCACUCCCGACCAGCUAUCGCUAUUUGCACUCAUACGGGGAUUGCCGACAAAUGGGUCGCCCCAUGAACUUGCCGCACGGCUCGCGCACCACGAUCUGCACACCUAUGCCUUCCCCACCCCUGCUCACCCACCAACGCCACCACCAGAAUCCGACUCGGAAUCGCAGCAGAAUAUUGCGGUGGAUGUAGACAUCAGGCCUCCUCCGACUCUGACACAUGCGCAAGCGCGCGCAUCGAGUACACUGCCUUCGCCCGUCCAACUUCCCGAGCGCCCGCAUUCUUCUCCACCAACAGACGCCGCGCGGAUACACGCCCGCGCACUCUCCGCCCCCGCCCCUCGUCCUCCCGCAUCAUCAGCACCAUCAUCACGCAAACCCCGAGCCCAACUUCCGGUAGAGAUCAUGGCCGAUAUCCUCGAUACCGUAGGCGACUGGGAACUUUCGAAGGCUGUCGGUCUUCCCACAGCUUUACCGCCUCCUCUAGCCUGGGCUCGCGCAAACGGGACGGACCAUGCCCUUCUCACCGGGUACUUGCCCCUUCUAAUCUCGGCCGACCCCGAUGCGCACCCUCCUACGGCCGUAGGAGCCACUUUGACGGUCCGAUUUGGGUACACGCAUAUUUUGGCGUAUUUGUUCCGCGCACAUCGACCGGUGUUCACGAGGAUGUUCAAGUCGGAUUUGAUUCCUCUUACGGCUAUGGCGCAUGGGCGGAUACAAGUGCUCGAGUGGUGGCUUUCCCGCGUCAGCUCUGGCGAAUUGCAGCCUGUGAAGAACGAGAAAGCCGCGGAAGCGCUAGAGAACGCCAGUCGGGCAGGACAGGCAAGGGCACUGGAGUGGUGGAGGGUCAAGGGGCUUCCUCUGAUCUGCUCUGAGGCAGCGUUGGAGGCGGCUAGUGCGCGCAAUGCGCUUGGCGUACUGGAUUGGUGGGCGGAGCAGGCAAGAGCGGGGCGUAUCGUCUUGAAAGUCGGCAGGGUGAUGGACACCGCAUCUUCGGCUGGUGCGGUUGGCGCUCUGGACUGGUGGGCGCGAUCCGGACUGGACUUCACGUAUGAUCGUGCCGCUUUGGCGCAUGCCUCGUGUCAAGGCCGUGUCGACGUUCUUGAAUGGUGGGCGCACUCCGGGAUGCAGUUGUUCUUCGAUGGCGACGCGCUGGUGGGCGCUACAAGGCACGAUAGACCGGAAGUGCUGCAGUGGUGGGCGGAGAGCGGCCUCGGAAUUACCUAUAGGCUGUGCGAUAUUGAGGAGGCGUUGGAGGAUGCGAUCGGAGGGGGCGAGAGGGCGAGGGAGUGGUGGAGGAGAAAGGGAGUUGAUUUUGACGCGGGCGAUGCGGAGUGGAUGAAGGUUUGCUCAUUGAACUAG